Cavenderia fasciculata is the source of this 840-nucleotide messenger RNA. RefSeq lists its product as uncharacterized. The transcript is spliced from 4 exons. Gene Ontology annotation, molecular function: nucleic acid binding. The record is from RefSeq and is a predicted model, not a curated record. NCBI's taxonomy places the organism in Eukaryota, Evosea, Eumycetozoa, Acytosteliales, Cavenderiaceae. The coding region runs from base 1 to 840 and encodes 279 amino acids.
AUGGAGGAAUUAGCAAGCACAAAGCAAGAUCAGAAACAGGUGUAUGGAGAGAUUUUAGGUGUUUUAACAGUCUUUUGGGAAUAUAUGUUCGCUCUCAAGAUUAUAAAAGGUGGUUCUGACGCAUGGAUCAAGGAAACUAGAGAUUUCAUAGUAAAACAUGGUAUCAAACAAGAAAAUAUAUUCAACAUUGAUGAAAAGGGAGUUCUCUUCACAGAUACUAAACAAAAGGUAGAUGAGUCAAUCAAGCUAGACUGUGUCCAAUUUUUUGUUAAACAGCUGACAACACCUGGCGACAAGUUACUUUUGGUCGACAAUCAUGGAAGUAAUUUUAGUCCUGAAUUACUUCAAUGGGCCAAUGAAAACAAGGUUCACAUUAAGAGCUUUCCAUCCAAUAUGACACAUAUCUUACAACCUUUGGAUCUUGUCAUUUUUUCAUCAUUCUCUCAAUCACUAAAGAAUAUGAUACUAAAACAACUUCAAGACAAACCCAACUUUAAAAUCGCACCCGAACACUACCAACAGUUUUCAUACUUUGCAUGGGUCGAAGCAACAAAGCCAACCAACGUAAUGGCUGCUUGGAACAAGUCAGGUAUCAUUAAUUGUUCGCCACUCUCACCACAAGAUCAGGGAUUGAUACCAAAACCACCCAAGGCAACAAAAAAAUCUUCAAAGGCUCUUGCUCUUGUUCAAACCACUUCUAAUGCAUUGGUAACGACAGAUUCUUUACCACACAAGCAAAGAUCAAUGAUGAUGAGAGAUAAGAUGAGUACAGGCACUGUCUGGACCGACGACACAAAUCGUAAGGUGAUUGGUUGGUUGGUUGGUUGGUUGGGUGAUUAG